This is a messenger RNA of Seriola aureovittata, 3441 nucleotides long. It is a transcript of the gene meak7, whose product is annotated as MTOR associated protein, eak-7 homolog. The transcript is spliced from 9 exons. The coding region runs from base 89 to 1480 and encodes 463 amino acids. The record is from RefSeq and is a predicted model, not a curated record. Gene Ontology annotation, biological process: TOR signaling. NCBI's taxonomy places the organism in Eukaryota, Metazoa, Chordata, Actinopteri, Carangiformes, Carangidae.
GUCACGUUAUUAACACCCGGAAGUUUACAUGGUGCUGUCACUAGAAGCAGGAUGGAGAGCUUAGCUGCUGUGCUUUAAACAGAGCAUUAUGGGUAACACUGAAAGCGUGGUGGUGCAGAAGCGGCUGGCUCGCUUCCGCCCUGAGGAACGGCCUGUGGUUGAGGGGGUCUUCAACAGGCUCCAGGGUGGUGCCGGGGGCCCUUCGGGAGCCCCAGGGAAGACUCUCACACUUGAAAUGCUGCAGUCCUCAAUGGGCAGCCUGGCACCAGACUCCAUGAUAAAGAGGGUCUACCAGUGCAUGUGUAGUAUUGACCCUGGGCUGGCAGCGCAUGCAGCCUCUGGGAAGACCAACACCUCUGCUGUCUCUGGAGCGGGUCGGGAGCAGUUGGUUAUCUUCCUAGCAGACACCCUGCGAGGCACUGCAGAGGAACGGGCUCCUCUAAUCAUGGCCAUGUCCCAGCGUGGAGCAGGGACAGCAACAGUUGUCUCAUGUGAACAGGUAGUGGAGUUCCUACAGGACCUAAUCUCUACUGUAGUUCAGAUUCUGGUCCGCAGAGGGCGCCUGCAGGGCUGGAAGCCAGAGAGAAUGGGUGAUGGCUCCCUCGGUGUCAAGCUCCUGGCUGAGCAGAUGUGUUCUGAACUCAAACCUUUGGAUCAGGGAGGUUGUGAUGUUUCCUGUCUGGAGGACUGGAUCUUCAGGGUCUCCCAGGUAUCUUUGUACCUGGAGAUGCUGGUAACUGAAGGCUUAAAUGUGUCCCUGAGUGGCCGACCGGCCCCGACCCUGCUGCCCCCCUGCAGGGAGACACCCUGGAAACAGCUAAAGUGUCUGCUGGACCUUCCCACCCUCAUGUUUCUGGCACCACAGUUGCCAGACAGCUACAGCGCCCCCUGGAGGCUGGUGUUCUCCACACAGCUGCAUGGGGAGAGCUUCACCAGGAUGGUGGCCGGCCUGAUAAAGUGUGGGCCCACCGUACUGCUGAUCAAAGACUCAAAGGGACACGUUUUUGGGGGCUUCGCUUCUCACGCCUGGGAGAUCAGGCCUCAGUUCCAGGGUGACUCCAGAUGCUUCCUGUUCACUGUGUUCCCCAGACUGAGAGUUUACACAGCAACAGGAUACAACCAACACUUCAUGUAUCUCAACCAGAAUCAGCAGACCAUGCCCAACGGACUGGGCAUGGGCGGUCAGCAUGGCUACUUCGGCCUGUGGCUGGACUGUGAUUUUGGCCGUGGUCAUAGCCGCGCACGGCCCAAGUGCACCACCUACGGCAGCCCUCAGCUCUCUGGAGAAGACGAGUUCACCCUGGACUCAGUGGAAGUGUGGGCAGUCGGAAAACCCCCAGAACCAAAUGAGGGCGAGGAGGGGGACGGCAAGAAGAGUAUCCUGGAUGUAGAUCCAGAGGUCCAGGCCAUGAUGGAGAUGGCAGGGAAGACUCUGCACAGUCAGGGCCUCAGGGAGCCAGAGGAAGACCAAGAUCAGUGAGGGGCAACGGGAAGAUGGACCAAAGGUUGAGGCUCUUGGUUCACCUAGUAUUGACACAUGGUGGGAUGUUUAUUAUCCGACGUAGCUGGAUAACAUUUACAUCUGACUUUGAGACCUGCUGCAGGACACACAGUGAUAUCAGACUUCUCUUUUCCUGCCUUUCAUUCUCCUUGGAUCCACGUCACAAUAAAUCAUCAUCCUCCUCGUGUGGCUGCUUUUAGGUCUGUAAAGUCUGAUCUGGCCCUGUCACACACAACUACAGUAAUGUCCACCACUGUGCGGGCCUCAAGUGUGAAAGUGUGAUGGGUGUGUUCGCACUUCAUUCUACCAAGCUACACUGGUGUUUUUUUUUUUUUUUAUGAAUAGUGCAAGCUGCCUCAGUCGACCACAAUGCAUUGCACCCGCAUCACUUAACUGAAGUAUUAGGCUGAGAAAAGUGAGCACAACAAAACAUUAAAUUACACCAUUAAUGCUCAUAACAUUACUAAUUUUAAGAAAAAUAAAACUGUGAAUUUUUGUGUGAGAGAUUAUUUAAUUUCCACACCAUUGAAAAACCUUUAUCUUUAUCUAAAUGUGUCAACUUCUGAGCAAUUACAUUUAUGUGUGAACGUGUGGUUAAUGACAAGAUUCUUUGUGGUGAGCAUCUUUAUAUUUAGAGAUAUGACAUGUUUUGGGAAUUUCUCAAUUAUAAGGGGAGAUUCACUGACUGUGUUUCAAAGAUGGUAAAUACUUGGUACUGACAACUGUGGAGAAACUUCAUGGGCACAAGAGAAAAAACUUCCUCUAACUACCCAUUUCACAGACUGGAUGCAUCUCUGGGUUUUUUUUUAAUGUUUUAUUAUGAUUAUUAUUAUAUUUAUUUAUUUUUGCUUUUUCAGCUCAGAGUCUAUGGCUUGUCCACCCACAUCAUGAUUUAUGAUGUGAUUUAGUAUAAUAGACCUGUAUUGUGUAGCAAAUUAUUAUUACGUUGCAUUAAGUGUGAUGUAAUGAUUUUUAUCAAACACAAUUUAGACUGAAGAACUGCAAUCAAAAUGAAUAGAAUAUACUGCUGUGUUUGAAGUUAAAGGAUGAUAUUCUGUGUGUGUGUGUGUGUGUGUGUGUGUGUGUGUGUGUGUGUGUGUGUGUGUGUGUGUGUGUGUGUGUGUGCAGUGUUACCCUGUGAAGUUACUUUUAUUAAAGUUAGAGGGCGUCUGGAGGGUGCACCUACUUUCACUUGUGUUUUUCACUUUAGUGAAUUUGCUCAGUUGGUUUGUCUUCAUUGGAUAGCAUCAGGCUUUGCCAGACAGGCUGUUAACUGUUGCCAUAAAUAUAAACGACAAGAUCUUGACAUCGACUUCUUGGCAUCGCUAAUUGUACUAAUACAAACACCUGCUCAGAGGCUGAAAGGUAACUCUGUUUUCACCCCCCUCCUGCUCUUCUGUUCUGCUAUCAUGCAAAUUUCUGAGGCAAGUUACACAUGCAAAUCUGUUAUAUAAUCUUACAGCAAUCCACACAGUGGCAUGAUGGACAUGGUUCCAUAAAGAAUGUUUAUACUCAUCUUUAUAUUUGUGUAUGGAAAUGAUUUUAUUAUUUUAUUCCCAGAGAUGUGACGAUACUCUGAGCCUCAGGAUCACCUCAUUAUAUGCUCUUCAUUACUUUUAUCCCCCCCUCCAUCUAGAUAAAAUGCUGUUUAUAGCAACUGUGCACACGUGUAUUGUAUGGAUGAUCACCCACUAUCCCUUAAUAUAUCAGUCAGUCAAUUAAGCCUUACCUGUUUAGCACCUGUCAUACAGGUUAGGGCUGUUCAAAGUUCUUUACAGGCCACUGACAAGCAAAUGAGAAGAGCAGAAAUACUGUAAGCAGUAAAACAAUGGAAGACCACUAAACAGACGUCAUGCAUUACACAGUGUAUGUAUUCCUACAUUUGCAAUUUAUUUAUUACAUAAAUAUAUUUCAGAAGUUCUAGUGAUGGAGCUUUACUC